AUGCAGAAUAUGUUGCGCGAGCAAAAAAUGUUGCGGGAGCAACAAAACCUUAUGCAAAAUAUGCUAAAUCAAGCGUUAUCAAGGGUUACUCUGCAACCCAUUCAGACACCACCAGAGUCUUCACCAUCCAGAUUACAGACAAAUUUUGCGGGACCCUCUUACGUGGAUAGCACUUUUCCAAGUGCUAUUGCCCCUAGGGUUGACAGGGGAAAGACUCCUCUCACAUACCCAAAUAAUAUUCCUUUGGGUGUUAGGACCGAACCAACCGACCGCAACGAAGAAAGAUUGGGAGGACAGGCUCACAAUCCCAUUCCUGUAUUUGACCCUGUUCCGCCCAGGGUAGAUCCGGAAGACAUUGCUCAAGUCUUGAGAGUGCAUUUUGGAAUGAAUCCUCAGACGGUCAACAGACCAGCAUAUCAGAGGCCUUUCCCAAAAAGAGUCAUCAAUGACCACCCCCUUCCGAGGAAUUACAGACCACCCGAUUUUCACUCGUUUUCAGGAGAAGAUGGAGCAUCAACCAUUGAGCAUUUGUUUGGAUUAUCGCUCACAAGAACAGUUUUUUCAUGGUUCGCUAAUUUACCACCAGGACAGUUGCAAACUUGGGAAGGUCUGGAGGCCGCAUUCCAUGCAAGAUUCUUUAAUCCGCUCCCAACGGUCUCGCUUGCAGAUCUCUUAGAGAUCCGGCAGAUGCCAGAAGAGACUGCUUCUAAAUUUAUAGAGCGGAUACGUCUAAUGAAGGGACGGUGCCCGACAAUCAUUGAAGAAAGCGAGAUGACCAAUUUAGUGGUCAAGAAUAUGCACACCAGAUUGCAGGAUGCGUUGAUCUGCCCAUGA
This is a messenger RNA of Andrographis paniculata, 834 nucleotides long. RefSeq lists its product as uncharacterized. The transcript has 2 exons. Lineage: Eukaryota; Viridiplantae; Streptophyta; Magnoliopsida; Lamiales; Acanthaceae. The record is from RefSeq and is a predicted model, not a curated record. Bases 1 to 834 code for a protein of 277 amino acids.